CGUUUGCGCUAAGGCUUUUUCAUCUUUGUCACCAUCAUUCAAAAGCACACAUCAUGCCGGCUUGGAGAAGUAAUGGAGGAUCCUCGGGUUUUCGUCGUAAAGGCGGACCUGCAGAAGACGCAGAUGAAGAUGAGGAUGAAUUGUUGGAGUGGGAUUUACCAAAUACACGAGACACAGUCUUGUGGUUAAUCGAUGCAGGAACAAAGAUGCAUGAGACAAUGAUACCACUGAAUUCUGAAGAAAAGAAUAGCAAGCAAGUCAGCUUACUUCACAAAGCACUGCAGGCUGCUUACUCUUUCCAAAGAAGCAAGCUCGUCAAUAGUCCAGCAGAUCACUGUGGAAUCUUAUUGUUCAAUACGAAAGAGACAAAGGUACAAAAUGCAGGCAAGAACGUUGCUUAUCCAAAUAGUAUCACAGUACAGAAUAUCUCCCAAGUAUCUGUUCCGCCGAUCUCUGAUCUAAAGGACGAUCUUCAGGAUUCUUUGGACAAUGGACCGUCCUACUUCCAGACAAAGUAUGCGCCAAACGAUAAACAAUCGCGCAUUCAUCAUGCUUUAGGCAAUGCAGAAGCUAUGCUAUUCAAUACCGGCAAAGCAGGUGCAAAGAGAAUCUUUUUUGUCACUUGCGAAGAUGAUCCGAUGGGCGAUAAAAAGGGUAAGACGGAACAACAUCGAUUGGCACUGGAAAAGGUCAAAAGUAUGACAAGAAAAGGAAUCGAAUUUGAACCUUUUUUGAUCAGUACAGACGAGAAAGAAUUCGAUACAGCGCAUUUUUACGGAGACCUUUUUUGCGCCUAUGCGGACGACGAUGAGAAUUUUGGAAGUGGAAGCCUGACAAAUGAGGAUGGAGAUAGUGCUGGAAGCUAUCUUCGCAGACCUUGGAAUGCGACCACGAAAUUUGACCAUUUGGAAGGUGAUGUAGGUGCUCGAGAGACACCCAAGCGAGUCAUCUUCUCUAUUCCUCUUUUCAUAGGCUCACAAUUGACAAUGGGCAUCAAAGGAUAUUGCACAGUGAUCAAGGCAACCAAAGGUCUUCCUGUCCGAGUCAAAGCUAUGGAUCGCGAGGAUGAAGAUGAUCCAAUCGUAUACAAGGAAGUUGUGACAGAAACGGCUCUUACAUGCGUAGACACAGGCAAAGAGCUUGACAAGGAUAGAGAUGUGGACAUUGCCUUCAACUUUGGCAGUGAGAAUAACAUGCGUUCCAAGGUACGUUUCUCGCCAGGGGAGAUGCGUAAGUUACGUUCAUUCGGACAAUUGCCAUCUAUUCGCAUUAUUGGAUUCAAACCUCGAUCGGAGUUGCAUUUCUACGAGAACGUGAAGCAUGCCUACUUUAUCUAUCCAUCGGAUGCCCAAUGGCAAAACAGUCAAAGAGCUUUCGGUGCUUUGCUAGAGAGUAUGGCCAGCAAAGAUAAGAUCGCAAUUGCGAUUUUCGCACCACGUACUUUUGUCAUUCCUUGCUUUGCCGCCCUGAUUCCUCAACGUGAAGAAAGAGGAUCGGAAGGACAGACUGAACCGCCUGGGAUGUACGUUGUACCCUUACCGUAUGCAGAUGAUAUUCGAGAAGCACCAGCGAAACAUCGGGACAAUCAAAUGCAAGCGAAUGAUGAACAGAUUGAGUCAGCAGGUGCAAUCGUGAAAGCAUUCACUCGCAAUGCUGCAUUCAAUCCAGACUUUUUCCCUAACCCUAGUCUCAAUCAUCAUUACAAAGUUUUGCUAGCUGUAGCUUUCAAUGAUGAAACACCGGAUCAUGUGGAAGACAAGACGAUUCCGAACUACAAUUUGAUCAAAAAGAGGGCAGGCCAUUUGAUCGAAUCAUGGAAUGACUUGGUGGAUCAUGAUAAACGGGUAAUUCACGCUCCCAAACCUGCAAGUUCAACGGCUGGAACGAAAAGAAGUGCGCCAGAAUUCUCUCACGAAGAUGAGCCAGAGUUGAAGAAAUUUCAUCAAGACGGAAAUGUAAGCAAAUACACCGUUGCAAAGCUUAAAUCGAUUUGCGAAUAUUAUCGAUUACCAAAAGAUGGUGUAAAAGCUGAUUUAACAAAGAGGGUGGAAGAAUACAUGGCUAAAGCUGAUGUCAAAAAAGAAGAAUGAAGGGUAAAGUUGAUAAUGUAUCAUAUUCAAUUGUAUAGUAUAAUGUAUUACGUAAAUGUGACAUUGUAUAAAUGAUGACGAGC
Meira miltonrushii is the source of this 2173-nucleotide messenger RNA. RefSeq names its product Ku DNA-binding complex, Ku70 subunit. Gene Ontology annotation, biological process: double-strand break repair via nonhomologous end joining; telomere maintenance; cellular response to X-ray. Gene Ontology annotation, molecular function: DNA helicase activity; telomeric repeat DNA binding; damaged DNA binding. The transcript has a single exon. Lineage: Eukaryota; Fungi; Basidiomycota; Exobasidiomycetes; Exobasidiales; Brachybasidiaceae. The record is from RefSeq and is a predicted model, not a curated record. Gene Ontology annotation, cellular component: Ku70:Ku80 complex; nucleus. Bases 54 to 2090 code for a protein of 678 amino acids.